Molecule: messenger RNA, 1375 nt
Organism: Vespa mandarinia (Asian giant hornet)
Lineage: Eukaryota; Metazoa; Arthropoda; Insecta; Hymenoptera; Vespidae
Product: sulfotransferase 1C4-like
Molecular function (GO): sulfotransferase activity
Source: RefSeq, a predicted model, not a curated record
AAAUAUUUAUCCGAAUAUCUUUCCGAAAGGGAAAUUAACGAAACGCAUCCGUUGAAAUAUCUUUCGAGCCAGCCUUCUCCUUUUAUUUUUCUCUUUUCUUUUUUUUCUUUUUUUUUUUUUUUUCUACGUGCGUGCACACUAAACCUUUGAAGGUACUAUUCCUUACAUUAUCCCGAUGACAUUUCAUGGACCGAGUAGAGAGAUGCAUUUGGUUGGUGCGUACGAGGAGAUUCUCGUCGGGUUGCUCUUAGUCAACGCUUUGUGAUGCUGCUGCUGCGCGUUAUUUCGAGCGGCUCACUAAGAACGCUGAGAGUGCAGAUUUUACGUCGACCUGAGCAAGGAUGAUGUGAAUGUAGCUUUAAACGCGUUGUGUGUGUCCUGUUGAAGUGCUACCGAGAGUGAUAGCGAGAGGGAGAGAAGACAGUAUGUGAGAGAGAAAAUCUUGCGCGCGCGCGUAAAGUGCGUGUACGCAUGUGAUACCCAUGCAUGUAUGCGUCUGAGAGAGUGUACCACAUUGACAUUGGAACUGGUUUGGUUGGUUGCGAACGACAUGAACUUCGAUGAAGCAAAGAAACGAAGUCUACAUUAUAGAUUUCCAUUUUUCGAGCUUGACAUAUUGAUAGGCGAUUAUGAAGAUGCUCUAUCAAAUCCGUCGGAUAAAAGUCCAAGAUUGAAUCCAGAAUUCGCCAGUAAAUUAUCAUCCCCACGAUUCAUCAAAACCCAUAUGCCAUUUGAAUUAAUGCCUAAUCUUCUCGAUAGUAAUUGUAAGAUCGUUUACGUGGCACGUAAUCCAAAAGACAUGGUGGUGUCCUGGUAUUACUUUCUACAGGUUAUCAAGGGAUUAGAAUAUCAGGGAACUUUCGAAGAAUUUUGUGAAUACUUUAUGAAGGAUUUAACUGUUUACAGUCCCUAUUGGUUGCACUUGAAAACUGCCUGGGCUGAGAGACAUCGUUCGAACUUGCUAUUUAUAUUCUACGAAGAGCUAUUAAACGACUUAUCUAAUACCAUUAAGAAAGUGGCAAAAUUCUUUGGAAAAUCUUACAACGAAGAGGAGAUAUUGAAGCUAAUUGAUCAUCUUCAAAUAGAUAAUUUUCGAAAGAAUCCUAUGGUGAAUAUACCGUCACCUAGAAAUAACGAAAAGAUACAGCCAAGCAUGUUCAUACGGAAAGGCAAGGUCGGAGGUUGGAAAGAAAUGUUCACAAAAGAACUCGAAGAAAAAUUCGAUGCUUGGAUCGAAGAGAAUAUGAAGGACACCGAUCUAACAUUUCCAAUAGAUUUCAUUCAAAAAAAGUGAGAAGUCUUUGGAAGAAAAUAAUAUAUGCCAGAUGAAUUAUCAUUAUAAGCGAAUUAUCAUCAAAUAGAUUUUCUCACUGAA